UAAGCGGACAGAGAACUCUGAAUUUAUUGUAAAGGCUUUGGUCUCACAGUGUAGGAUUUCACCGGACAGUGGAUCCAUGCUUCUCUAGCCUGCUCAUUUAACAUCAUGGCAUGACAAUUACUGUUGUGGCUCAGCCUUUAAAUGCUUACGUGGGAGUUAUUCUACGCAUUUCUCAAGAGGAUCAGACACCAUGAGGAAAGUCUACAGCUUGGUUAGUCUCACUAAAAACAGGGAAUCAAAAGAUGCCGUGUUAUCUCUUAACAUCAAGCAAAUCCAGUAUCCUGAGCAGACGCGAGAAUUCGACAGUCGAUUAACAAAGACGGGACGCCGCUCCCUGUCCCACUCUAUUUCUCAUUCCUCUACAGACAGUAACAGCUCAGGGGGUUCAGAUGCAGAAAAUCCAGAAGAUGAGGUCUCUCCUCGAGACAUGCAACAGAUUAAUUCUAAAGGGAACAGGGACUUCUGCAUCAAAAACAUCAAACUGGCAGGCUUUGGUCGUCGAGAGAUAGAACUUGCCGAGGAUGAGAUGACUGCAUUGAUGGCCUUGAGAAAAGCUGCCCAGAGUGAGAAACCAUUGGCAGCGGCUAAAAUAGUGGGAUGCACCCACAUCACGGCCCAGACAGCUGUGCUGUUUGAGACUCUGAUGGUAUUAGGGGCUCAGUGUAGGUGGGCAGCCUGCAAUAUUUAUUCCACUCAGGAUGAAGUGGCAGCUGCUUUAGCAGAGCAAGAUUUUCCAGUGUUUGCAUGGAAGGGAGAAUCUGAGGAUGACUUCUGGUGGUGUAUUGAUCGCUGUGUAAAUGUGGAGGGCUGGGAGCCAAACAUGAUCCUCGAUGAUGGAGGAGAUAUGACACAUUGGAUAUACAAGAAAUAUCCUCACCUCUUCAAGAAAGUCAAGGGUAUUGUUGAAGAAAGUAUCACAGGCAUUCACAGGCUUCAUCACCUCUCUAAAGCUGGAAAACUAUGUGUGCCAGCCAUAAAUGUGAAUGACUCGGUCACUAAACAAAAAUUUGACAACCUCUACUGCUGCAGGGAGUCCAUUCUAGAUAGUCUUAAAAAGACCGCUGAUAUCAUGUUUGGGGGAAAGCAGGUUGCUGUAUGUGGAUACGGAGAGGUGGGAAAAGGUUGUUCUGCAGCUCUGAAAGCGAUGGGGUCCAUUGUGUACAUAACCGAAAUCGACCCCAUCUGUGCUCUACAAGCAUGCAUGGAUGGCUUUCGAUUGGCCAAACUAGGUGAUGUUGUAAGACAAGUGGACAUGGUCAUCACCUGCACAGGUAACAAAAACAUUGUUGUGAGGGAACACAUGGACCUAAUGAAGAAUGGCUGCGUUGUCUGCAAUAUGGGACGCUCCAAUACAGAAAUCGAUGUUAACAGUCUGAGAACCCCAGAGUUAGUAUGGCAACAUGUGAGAGCGCAAGUGGAUCACAUUAUUUGGCCUGAUGGCAAGAGAAUAGUACUCCUUGCAGAGGGCCGUGUUCUUAAUCUAAGCUCCUCCACUGUACCCAUAUACGUGCUUUCCAUCACAGCCACCACACAGGCUUUGGCAUUGAUCGAGCUAUUCAAUGCUCCUGAGGGCCGUUACAAGCAAGAUGUCUAUCUUCUUCCCAAGAAACUGGAUGAGUAUGUUGCAAGCCUGCAUCUUCAGACUUUUGAUGCACGCCUGACUGAGCUUACAGAUGAACAAGCCAAAUACACGGGUUUGAGUAAAUAUGGCCCCUUCAAACCUAGUUACUACAGGUAUUAAGAUCAUGGAGAAGUCUCAAUGUAACUCGUCAUAAUUUAGAAGAAAACAGAUGGAUCUAAAGCUAUGGAUAGAAAUAGAUAUGACUCAGCAAGGAUUUAAUUCAUUCCACUCUUCACCAACACAUGAUAUUACAGGCUUGAUCAUUAAGGGUCAGAGUGUACAAAUGUAAAGUGAAA
Molecule: messenger RNA, 1917 nt
Organism: Sinocyclocheilus anshuiensis
Lineage: Eukaryota; Metazoa; Chordata; Actinopteri; Cypriniformes; Cyprinidae
Gene: ahcyl2a
Product: adenosylhomocysteinase like 2a
Exons: 17
Coding region: 191-1741 (516 amino acids)
Biological process (GO): L-methionine cycle
Cellular component (GO): cytosol
Source: RefSeq, a predicted model, not a curated record